Messenger RNA from Giardia duodenalis, 564 nucleotides. Its product is annotated as ADP-ribosylation factor. Bases 1 to 564 code for a protein of 187 amino acids. Gene Ontology annotation, cellular component: cytoplasm. Gene Ontology annotation, biological process: intracellular protein transport; vesicle-mediated transport. Gene Ontology annotation, molecular function: GTP binding; GTPase activity. NCBI's taxonomy places the organism in Eukaryota, Fornicata, Diplomonadida, Hexamitidae. The transcript has a single exon. The record is from RefSeq and is a predicted model, not a curated record.
AUGGGCAUCGCCCUCGGCCGGCUCAUCCAGUCCCUCUUCGGCUCCCGCCAAGCACGCGUCGUCAUGGUCGGGCUCGACGCCGCUGGGAAGACGACGAUCCUCCAUCAGAUGGCCUACGGGAUGACCGUGGAGACGAUCCCGACGAUGGGCUUCACCCUGCAGACAGUAAAAAAGGGCAAGCUGGAGCUCGACGUGUGGGACAUCGGUGGCCAGUCCGAGUUCCGCAAUAUCUGGGUUCACUACUAUGUCGAUAAGCACGCUGCUAUCUUCGUCGUCGAUGCAGCAGACCACAGUAAAGCACGCAUGGAGGAGGCUCGGACGGCUCUUGAGGGCGUACUAACAGCCCCAGAGCUCUCAGGUGUUCCCAUCCUCAUCCUCGCCAACAAGCAGGACAUAGACGGUGCCAUGUCCGGGGACGCCGUGGCAAGCAUGUUAGACCUACAGAACGUCAAGGAUCACGAAGUGAAGGUCGUGGAAACGGUCGGAACUACGGGAAAGGGCCUUGACGACGCCCUUAAGUGGUUGAGCACGGCUAUUGAGCGGCGCUGGAAGGAGACUAGCUAA